AUGGCCAGCUGGCUACUCUGGCGGUUGCUCUCUCUGAAGCAGCUUGGUAAGCAACUGGUGGUGGCUCUAUCUAGGUAUUGCUGGUGCAGUGAUCGCCUUGUCAAUGACACUCCCAUGCCAAACGCCGUUCGUCUUGAGCAUCUCAUACCUCUUGGAGGUGAAGUGGAAUUCGGUGUGACCUUCUGUCUCACAACGACCAUUUAG
Messenger RNA from Cylicostephanus goldi, 204 nucleotides. NCBI's taxonomy places the organism in Eukaryota, Metazoa, Nematoda, Chromadorea, Rhabditida, Strongylidae. The record is from the annotation of a GenBank genome assembly.